This is a messenger RNA of Aspergillus alliaceus, 1846 nucleotides long. RefSeq names its product Paf1-complex subunit LEO1. The transcript is spliced from 3 exons. Gene Ontology annotation, molecular function: RNA polymerase II C-terminal domain phosphoserine binding. Gene Ontology annotation, cellular component: nucleus; Cdc73/Paf1 complex. Gene Ontology annotation, biological process: positive regulation of transcription elongation by RNA polymerase II; transcription elongation by RNA polymerase II. Bases 180 to 1583 code for a protein of 467 amino acids. NCBI's taxonomy places the organism in Eukaryota, Fungi, Ascomycota, Eurotiomycetes, Eurotiales, Aspergillaceae. The record is from RefSeq and is a predicted model, not a curated record.
AGAGAGGAAUCGCCUUUCAAUCCUUCCAAUUCGGUGAUAAGGAAAUAUUUCACCGUUGAGCUACUUAUUCCAUUUCUCAGAUUUACCAUCCGCAUUCUUUUUCUCUCUCUUCCCCCUCUUCCUUUUCCCUCCUCUUCAUUUUGGGCUGCCUAUCCUACAAUCCAUACAGUUCCUCUACCAUGUCUUCAUCCGAUGAGGACUUAGUCCGUCGUCCUGGUCGUGGCAUAGCUGUUGGUCAACAUGCAAGCUCGUCCGGUAGCGACCAUAGCAACCCUAUCACUAGAAGAAAUGGCAGUCCGGUUAGGUCUGACCCUGACAUUAUCAACGACGACGAUGACGCCGACCUCUUUGGCUCAGAUGGAUCGGACGGUGGGUUUGGGAAUGAUAAUGACCAACCGCAGCGAACGCUCGAUGAUGAAGAGCUAGAUUCGGGCGAUGAUGAAUAUCGCUAUGACCGAGCAGAGGGUCGCAUGGAUUAUGAAGAUGGUGGGGAGGGGCAGUACCAAGAAACGGUCAACAUCAUGGAUUUGAGCUUAGGUCGAGCACCCGAACCCGUAACUUCCAACGGCGAGAUCUACACCAUGCCGAUUCCCAAUUUUUUGUCCGUCGAGACUGAAGAAUUCAACCCUGAAACUUAUGUGGCGCCUCCAUACAGUACUGCGGCAACAUCUCUUUGUUGGCGCCAUGACCCUACUGAUGACUCCCUUAUACAGUCUAACGCUCGCAUCAUUCAAUGGGAAGAUGGCUCUAUGACACUUCAGCUGGCUUCUGCGCCCAAGGAACAGUACCGGAUAACAACCAAGCCCCUUGCACCCCUCAACAAAUCCGGCGACUACGAGACGAAAUUGGAUUCCCAUGUGUACCUGGGCGCAGCUGCAGAGACAUCUUCCGUGUUUAGACUGACCUCUCAUUUAACCCAUGGGCUCACAGUUCACCCCACAACCGUGGAAACAGACGAUGCUGUACAACGUCUCCAAGAAUCGCUGGCCGCGGCCACUCGCGGCACUAAGAAGACAGUAGAUGGCUCUGCACCUGUCAUUGAAGUGAAGGAAGAUCCUGAACUUGCUAAGCGGCAAGCGGAGCUUGCAGAACGCGAGAAGUUGAAGGCUGCUCGCCGGCGCCAGCAGCUCGCAGACAGGGAGCUUGAUCGCGGCCGUCGCGUCGGUGUUCCUCACCGCACUGGAGGUGCUGGUCUCACUAUCGGUGGCCUGGAGGACGAUGAUGGGUUGCUUACCACGCGGCCCCGCGCUAAGAAAUCUCGCAGACCAAACCGCCGUGGCGAAAUUUACACUGAUGAUGAGGAAGAUUAUGAUCGGCGGGGCCGGACAAGGGAGGAUGAGUAUGACGAAGAUGAUGGUUUCCUUGUCGGAAGUGACGAAGAACCGGAAGAAGUCGAGGAUGACGAGGAAGAGGACAUUCUAGAGGAUGACAACAUGGAUGCUGAAGGCGAGGACGAAGAGGUGCCAGCCGCGAGACCCAGGGAGGCAAAAGGCCGUGAAACAGAAGUUGAGUCCGGCGCUACUGGAACCCCGCCUACGAGGAAGAAGAAUCGCUACAUCGUGGAUGAUGAUGAAGAGGAGUAGAGUCUCGCUGACUGCAAGAUCUUUUCAUUAUUCAACUCCUCACGCCUUCUAUGAAUAGUACAUUCUUAUGUUAACGACAUUUGUAUCUGUAUCAAUGUUUUUUCUUACCCUUUUCGGGAAGGUAGAAAAUGGCGAAUGAAUGGAAUUUACAAAGCACAUGGUUUUACGUGACAUGAAACACCUGGGGAAUGUGUCCACUCAACUUGCUAGUAACUUUACUGAGUACUACUUGUAGCACCUUGUAUUGUUUGUUACCUUGCAAA